CCGCGGUUCCUACCGGCUCCAGAGCGAAGCAGGAAGUGGAGCGAGAGGUGGAAACAUGGAGUUAGGAUUUGUUGUCGAGAAAAACAGGGCUUUGGCAUGGACGUAGACGUGUGUUGAAGUUAUUUUUCUGCCACAUUUCGGUUUAUAAUAAAGAUCUGGUUUGGAAACCAUGAAGAUAAAUGAAAACACGCUGCUGGAGGGACACAGAGUUGUGUUGGUUCCGUACAACAAACACCAUGUGGUCAGGUAUCACGAGUGGAUGAAGUCACCUGAGCUGCAGCUGCUGACUGCUUCAGAGCCGCUGAGCCUGGAGGAGGAAUACAACAUGCAGAGGAGCUGGAGGGAAGAUGAAGACAAGUGCACGUUCAUUAUCUUGGACAAGCAGCGGUGGAUGGAUUCCAGUCUAGAGGAGGAGCAGUGCAUGGUGGGAGACGUCAACAUCUUCCUGACCGACCCCACAGAUUCAUUGUUAGCUGAGCUGGAGGUCAUGAUAGCAGAGCCCAGCUACAGAGGAAAAGGCAUCGGGAAGGAGGUGACCCAAAUGAUGAUGAGCUACGGGAUGAGCAAACUUGGGAUCGGAAAGUUUCAAGCAAAGAUCGGGCUGGACAACCAGGUCAGCAUCGCCAUGUUCAAGAAGCUGCUCUUCCAGGAGGUGUCGGUGUGUAAGGUGUUCAAAGAGGUGACUCUGGAACUGAUGGUGGAUAAAUCUGUUCGGGUGAAGCUGCUGGAAGACAUGGCUCAUGUGAAGGAGAAGAACUACAGACAGACCUGCAGCAACAGACGGGAAUUGCGUUCACAGUGAGGUGCUUCCUUAAGAAGUCAGUAAAUUUAAAAUAACUUUAAUUUAGCUUGUAGGCUUUACAGGUGGUAUAGGUGACUACAAAAAAAUCGGAAUCAGGCUAACUGUUAUGUCUUUAUGCUAAGCUAAGCUAAGCCACUGCUGGUCGUAGGUCCAUUUUUAUCAACACAAAAGUGGCAUCAAUCUUCUGAUCUAACUUGUUGAAACCAAACCAAGCUCCAACAGGUCAGACUGUUCCUUUAAAGGUUCCACAUUAUACCAAAUUAAUAGUCCACAAAUGUUUGUCUAACCAACAAUCCAGUGACAACUCUACAUUUGGUUUAAAUUGAAUAUAUCCAUUUGCCUCGUGGAUUUGUCCACUUCGAUUCUCUUGAAGACACCGUAGCGAUGAAAUGUUAAUGAAAGUCUGUUUGCACAAUAAAAGCCUGUAAACUAUCA
Acanthochromis polyacanthus (spiny chromis) is the source of this 1237-nucleotide messenger RNA. RefSeq names its product N-acetyltransferase 9 (GCN5-related, putative) (gene nat9). The coding region runs from base 170 to 802 and encodes 210 amino acids. Lineage: Eukaryota; Metazoa; Chordata; Actinopteri; Pomacentridae. The transcript is spliced from 6 exons. Gene Ontology annotation, molecular function: N-acetyltransferase activity. The record is from RefSeq and is a predicted model, not a curated record. Gene Ontology annotation, biological process: protein acetylation.